CCGAAGAGUUUUGUGUUUGGUACAUCAACUUCUGCAUAUCAAGUAGAAGGUGCGGCUAGCAAGGAUGGUCGUGGACCUAGUGUUUGGGACACUUUCAUCAAACAGCCCGGACGUGAGCCAAAUAAUGCAAGUGGAGAGGUCUCUGCGGAUCAGUACCACCACUAUAAAGAAGAUAUUGAUCUAAUGGUGAAGCUGAACUUUGAUGCUUACCGUUUCUCAAUUUCAUGGUCCAGGAUUUUCCCAAGCAUUGCCCCGUAUGUUAAUCUUAAUCACUACGAUUUACCUCAAGCACUUCAGAAUAGGUACAAGGGAUGGUUAAGUCGUGAAGUCGUGAAAGAUUUUGCUGAUUAUGCAGAAUUUUGCUUCAAGACAUAUGGAGAUAGAGUGAAGAAUUGGUUCUCAUUUAAUGAACCAAGAGUUGUUGCUGAUCUAGGAUAUGAUACUGGAUUCUUUGCACCUGGAAGGUGCUCUAAAGCAUUUGGUAACUGUACAGCAGGGGACUCUGCAACUGAGCCUUAUAUUGUUGCACAUAAUCUGAUCUUGAGCCAUGCUGCUGCAGCUCAUAGAUAUCGCGAAAACUAUCAAGAGAAGCAGAAGGGAAAAUUCGGAAUUAUCUUGGAUUUUGUCUGGUACGAACCACUGACUAGAUCGAAAGCUGACAAUUAUGCAGCUCAAAGAGCAAGAGACUUUGAAUUGGGAUGGUUUUUGCAUCCUCUAGUAUAUGGAGAGUACCCGAAAACAAUGCAAAAUAUUGUUGGAGAUCGGUUACCUAAAUUCACAACAGAUGAGAUUAAGAUGGUGAAAGGAUCAAUUGAUUAUGUGGGCAUAAACCACUAUACUACCUUUUAUGCAUAUGAUCAUCUAUCCAAACUAAAAGCCCUUGCCUACCAGCAGGAUCAAAACUGUGGAUUUGCUAAUGAUCGCAAUGGAGUACCAAUUGGUCCUAGGGCACACUCCUAUUGGCUCUACAUUGUGCCUUGGGGCCUUUACAAAGCUGUCAACUAUGUAAAAGAACACUAUGGAAAUCCUACCAUCCUUCUAUCAGAGAAUGGUAUGGAUUAUGCAGGGAAUAUUUCUCUUUCAGACGCAUUGCAUGACACGAAAAGGAUUGAUUACUACAGAAGUUACUUGGCCGAACUAAAGAAGGCUAUCGAUGAAGGAGCUAAUGUCAUAGGCUACUUCGCGUGGUCUUUGCUAGACAACUUUGAAUGGAGAUCUGGUUAUACUUCUAGAUUUGGUAUUGUCUAUGUUGAUUACACAACACUUAAGCGAUAUCCGAAAAUGUCAGCCUAUUGGUUCAAGCAAUUACUUAAGAGCCAUAAGCAUUAAGCUUGAACUUUCCCCCUUGUAUUGCAUCUUUUUCAAUAAAAAUGUAUGCUUGUUCA
Molecule: messenger RNA, 1385 nt
Organism: Solanum verrucosum
Lineage: Eukaryota; Viridiplantae; Streptophyta; Magnoliopsida; Solanales; Solanaceae
Product: beta-glucosidase 44-like
Exons: 10
Coding region: 184-1329 (381 amino acids)
Biological process (GO): carbohydrate metabolic process
Molecular function (GO): beta-glucosidase activity
Source: RefSeq, a predicted model, not a curated record